Ficedula albicollis (Collared flycatcher) is the source of this 1530-nucleotide messenger RNA. It is a transcript of the gene TEKT4, whose product is annotated as tektin 4. Lineage: Eukaryota; Metazoa; Chordata; Aves; Passeriformes; Muscicapidae. Gene Ontology annotation, biological process: cilium assembly; cilium movement involved in cell motility. Gene Ontology annotation, cellular component: microtubule cytoskeleton; sperm flagellum; nucleus. The transcript has 6 exons. Bases 100 to 1431 code for a protein of 443 amino acids. The record is from RefSeq and is a predicted model, not a curated record.
CGCGCUGCUGUCCAUCAUCCCGCGGGCCCGCCUUGCCGCUGGUUGCCGCGGUGACGGGAGGACGCUGGGGCGGGAGCGGGGAGCCGCGGACGCUCCGCCAUGGCGCAGCCCGACGAGCCGCGGCCCACGGUCGUUCCCUGCCGCCCCCUGCCCGCCGGGAUCUGCGAUGUGGUCCGCAGCGACAGGCCGCGCUCCUGCUGCGGCAUGGCCAUGGCCGGCUACCGCACCGCCAAGUACCAGCUGCCCGAGUGGCACCGCCGCAACGCGGGCGUCUACUGCAGCGCGAUCGCGGCCAGCGAGGAGGCGGAGCGCGGCCGCGCCGAGGCCAAGCACCUGACCAAGCAUGCGGCCGCCAGCGCGCAGCGAGCCCAGGAGUACUCCAAAAGCACCCUGGGCCAGCGGCUGGGCGACAUCCACUUCUGGAGGAUGGAGCUGCAGAAGGAGAUCAUGGAGCUGGACGCCGAGACCAACCUGCUGGCGGCCCAGAAGCUGCGGCUGGAGCGGGCGCUCGAUGCCACCGAGGUGCCCUACGCGGUUGUCAUCGAUAACCUGGAGUGCCGGGAGCGGCGGCAGCCGCCGGACCUGGUGAUCGAUGAGGUGGAGAGGCAGCUGCUGCAGGAAGCUGAUCUUCUCCGGGAUAUUCGGGAUCUUCUGAAAAGAACCAUCAUCCAAGCUACCACCCAGAUCAGAUCCAACCGGAUCCAGAAGGAGAACUGCGAGCUGGACUGGUCGGACAAGGUGGAGACGUAUCACAUCGACGAUAAGUGCAUCAGCUACUGCCCCGACAGCACCAACAUCCAGUCCCACCCCAGCUCCCUCAAGUUCGAGGAGAACGCCUCCACACCCAAAUCCUGGGCGGAGUUCAGCCACGACAACAUUUGCAGAGCGGAGCAGGAGAAGCUGGCGUCGGUGCAGCUGCGCUCGUUGAUCAACAACAUCAUCCACGACGCCUCCGAGGACCUGCGCAUGCAGCGGGCGGCGGCCAACGAGGCCUUCGACAGCCACUGCCGGCAGCUGGAUGAGGCCAAGCUGCGCCUGGAGCAGCACCUGGAGCAGAUCCUGAAGGAUAUUGGGGAGGAGGAAGCCAACAUAGUGAACCUGAAAAAAGCCAUCAGGGACAAAGAAGCUUUCCUGAAAGUGGCUCAAACCAGGCUCUAUGACAGAUCCUUCAGGCCCAACGUCGAGCUCUGCAGGGAUGAGCCCCAGUUCAGGUUGGUGAGCGAAGUGGAACAACUCACAGUAUUCCUGGAGGCCCUGAAGAGAAAACUGAUGGAAUCAGAGCAGAACCUGAAGAAUUUGGAGGAGACCAGGAUGAAGCUGGAGAAGGAAAUUGCAGUGAAAGCCAACAGCAUUUUUAUUGACAGGCAGAAGUGCAUGAGCAACCGAGUUCGCUACCCUGUGGACCUGGAAGUGGCGAGUUACAAGCAGUGAUUUCUGCACUCAGCCUGGGGAAAAACACAAUUCCUUCUUUUCUAUUGAGCCAUUGGCAAGUGUGGGGAAAAAUCCGUGAGCUUUCAUAUGGAAUAAAUU